AUGAGUUCGUUAGGACCUUUGUUAGUGAUAAUUUUGGUUUUUAUAAUUGGAAUUGUUUGGUACUUUAUUCAUUUGAUUGCAUAAGUAAGAAUGACAUUUCUAGAAUUAGGGUUUCCCAUCUCAUUAUAAAGAUGAGUAGUCCUUUUUAAGUGAUCAAUUGAAAGGAUUAUUGGGAGUGGAUGAUAUAUAACGAAAUUCUUAUAGACCUUCAGUGGAACCAAUAUAUAUUUCAAGUAUUGUAGACUUUAUUGAAACUUCUAUUAAGAGAUUAUGGCUUGGUUAGUUGUUAUACAUGCUUUUACUUUUAUUUCUAUUUUUCAUAGUCGUUGGAGUUUUCUUUAUAGAACAUCCAUUCUAAUUCAUAUUUAAUACAAUUGUAGGGGCUAUAACAGUGGUGUUAUUUUCACAUUUAAUCAUUUUGACGACUGGAAAAGGUUUAACCCGUGCAUUGAUAUCGGUAUUAAAGUAAAUUUAAAAAGGCAUCAUUCUGUAGAGAAGAUUGUUAUAGUUACAUGUAUUCAUCUGGUUUUGCGAUGUUGAGUUUACUUUUAAGUUUAUUUUUGGGAAUGUAUGUGUUGAUGUAUUUCUUUAACAUUGCAGUUUGGGGAGGUGAUUUAAAAUAAAAAGAAUAUGAAAAUAUAUCAAUAUUAAUGAUUGGAUAUCUAAUGGGAUUACUUUUAGGAGGAUUUAUAUAUAGAGAAGGAUUAUCAUUGAUGAGUAGAUCAUUUAAAACUGCAACUAUUGGACUAAUAAAAUCUGAUGUAAAUUUAAGUAUUGGAAAUUCUAAUAUCUCUUAAUUAACUAGAUUGGCUUAUAUGGUUUCAUAGUAAGCAGGAAAUACUCUUGUAAAUUACAUAGAUACUGGAUUAAUAUUAGUAUUUUUAAGUUGUUCAGUGUUUAAAUUAUUUAUAAAUAGUCCAGAAGUAUUGGAAAGUGAGAAUAGAAAUAUUUUCAUUUUGGGACCAAUUUAUUUAGUGAGUUUAGGUUAUUUGGGUUCUAUAAUUUGUUAUUUAUUAAAAACUAUCUGUAGAGAUCAAUAAUCACCAUCAUUUACAGCAAUUAAUGUUAGAUGGUAAGUAAUAAUAGGAGCAUUGAUUUCUUUUAUUAUUCUCGUUACAUUUCCAUUUAAUUUUCUUAUAUCUAAAUUUACAUUGAAAGGAAAUAACAGUAAGGAGAUUGAUUUUUCUGGAAAGUCCUCAACUCAUGCAUGCUGGUGUUAUUUGUUAGGAUUGAUUUUUAACAUAAUUCAUAUAAGUUUGUUUGAAUGGUAUACAUCACAUGGAUGUUCUAAAGUUCGUAAUCUAGUAAUUUAUUUAAUUUAAUUAGGGAUUAGCAACAAGUGAUCGAAUUAUGUCAAUGAAUCUUAUUUAUUCUAAUUAUCUAGGAGAUUUGUUUUCUGCAAUACCCAAUGUUUUAAUGUUGUUGUUGAUAACUAUGGUUUAUUCGAUUAAUGGUUUUGCUGGAUUAUUAUUUGCAGCAUCUGGAUACAUAUCAAUAUAUAUCAUUUAUGGUAUAAUAUACUAGAUAGGAUGCAAUUCAUCUGAAUCAUAUAAGUUAACUUGUUUUGUUCAUUUCAAAUCAGAAAUUUAAGGUAGAGUAUUUGCUAUUUAUUGGGAAGCUACAAAUUAUAUGAUCUAUCUUAAAGCUACUAAUGCAGGAACUUUAAUUUUGAUAUCUUUAGGGAUUAUUGGUUCAUAACUUUAUUAAUACUCUGCAUCUUUGGCUUCCCUUUUUACUAAUUUAAAUGGAAUCAUUGGAAUAUUUAUUGGAUUUACAAUUAUGUUUGUUUGCAGAGGAAUCAACAUUUGGGCAAUUAUUAAUAUUGCUAAAACAUAUGUAAUAAUAUUAAUAAUUUAGUUUAUUUGUCAAACUUCUAAUGAUUCGGAAGGAAAAUUAAACUAUUUCUCAGAUAAUCGUAUAAUCGAGUUUACAAAAAUUAAAUAUUCUCAAAGUAUCCUUCAUGUUUUUUACAAUUUUUCAUUUCUCACUUUAACUUUGUUAUUAACAGGCUAUAUAUUUGGUCAAUAAGGUACAAUUGCAUUAAUGAUUGGUUCUUGUAUAAGUUUACUAUUGAUUUAAUAUAAUGCAUUAAUUAAAGGCACAGCCCUUGAAAAUGCUAAGAUUUAUAAUGAAAGUAUUAAUCCAUUAUCAUUCAUAGUUGAAGAUAAUAAAAAACCUUCCCAUUUUAUUAUGUAUGUAUCAGGAAAUACUUAUGCAUGUGCUACUGAAGAAAGUAAUGCAUUACCUUUAGUCCCUUAUAUCAUUUACACCUUUUGUAUACUUGUUUCUUGCUAAAAUUAAUUCACUUCAAAAGAUAAAUGAAUUACAUUACAAUUACCAUAAAC
Messenger RNA from Paramecium sonneborni, 2345 nucleotides. NCBI's taxonomy places the organism in Eukaryota, Ciliophora, Oligohymenophorea, Peniculida, Parameciidae. The record is from the annotation of a GenBank genome assembly.